ACGUUCCGCGACGUAUUUCAUUUCACCUGCGCGGCCGAGGCUCUCGGACGAGCUCUGUACAAUGGGAUCUUCAGCAUUGUCUGCAGGAAUAUUGGCUUUUGUUGAAGGGACAGUCCCGGCGACGGUGGUGGCCGCGAAGGCAGAGAAGACCAGGACGACCUGGCCAAUAGGGACAAGGUGGCGGCCCUUGACUCCUUCGGUCGAGGAGGAAGCGGAUCAAAUGGAAACGAUUCGCUCUCUCAACGCAUCAAAAGACCGCGAGGAAAUGAUUGAGCUGCUGGAAAAUUUCGCUCAUCAGGCCACUCUGUACAGAUCUCGUUACAAGCAUUGGAAGAAGACCGCCGAUCAAGUAGCUAUCUCAUGA
Molecule: messenger RNA, 364 nt
Organism: Odontomachus brunneus
Lineage: Eukaryota; Metazoa; Arthropoda; Insecta; Hymenoptera; Formicidae
Exons: 2
Coding region: 62-364 (100 amino acids)
Source: RefSeq, a predicted model, not a curated record